AUGGGUGGAUCGUACAACAAUAUUGGCAUUGUUCAUCAUUGUCUCGGUCAUUAUGGUCUCGCAUUGAAUCAUUACAAUCGAUCACUUAAAAUCAGAUUGAAGUCACUUCCUGGUCAACAUUCCGAUAUUGCAAUGGCCUACAGAAACAUGGGUCCUGUGUAUGAAUACAGGGAUGAAUUAGAACAGGCAUUGAUAUAUAUGAAGAAGGCUCAGACAAUCUAUGAAGUAGCAUUGCCGUUUAAUUAUCCUAACGUAGUAAAUAUAAAGGAUGAUGUUAAAAGAGUAGAAGAUAAAUUAAAAAUGAAGAAAAAGAAUUAA
This is a messenger RNA of Rotaria socialis, 318 nucleotides long. The record is from the annotation of a GenBank genome assembly. NCBI's taxonomy places the organism in Eukaryota, Metazoa, Rotifera, Eurotatoria, Philodinida, Philodinidae.